Molecule: messenger RNA, 1519 nt
Organism: Eruca vesicaria subsp. sativa (arugula)
Lineage: Eukaryota; Viridiplantae; Streptophyta; Magnoliopsida; Brassicales; Brassicaceae
Source: the annotation of a GenBank genome assembly
UUUUAGUGAGAAAGAGAUUGUGGAAAAAAUGGGACUGCCUCAAAACAAGCUCAAGUCUUUCUGUCUCUUACUCUUUUCUCUUCUCACUCUUUCUCCAUUAGCUUUCUCGGAGAUUUUCUUAGAGGAGCAUUUCGAAGGUGGAUGGAAAAGCAGAUGGGUCUUAUCUGAUUGGAAGAGAAACGAAGGCAAAGCUGGUACCUUUAAGCACACCGCCGGUAAAUGGCCCGGCGAUCCUGACAAUAAAGGUAUUCAGACAUAUAAUGAUGCCAAGCAUUAUGCGAUAUCUGCAAAGAUUCCAGAGUUUAGCAACAAAAAAUAGAACUCUUGUUGUACAGUACUCUGUAAAAAUCGAACAAGACAUAGAAUGUGGUGGCGCUUACAUCAAGCUCCUCUCUGGCUACGUUAACCAGAAGCAAUUUGGUGGCGAUACUCCUUACAGUCUAAUGUUUGGACCAGAUAUAUGCGGCACACAGACGAAGAAGCUUCAUGUUAUUCUUUCAUAUCAGGGACAGAACUAUCCAAUUAAAAAGGAUUUGGAAUGUGAAACAGACAAAUUAAAUCAUUUCUACACAUUUAUUCUACGGCCUGAUGCUUCUUACAGCGUUCUGAUUGAUAAUAAAGAAAGGGAGUUUGGCAGUAUGUACACUGACUGGGACAUCCUUCCUCCCAAGAAGAUAAAGGUUAAGAAUGCAAAGAAGCCUGUAGAUUGGGAUGAUAGAGAGUAUAUUGAUGACCCUGAGGAUGUCAAACCUGAGGGUUUUGAUUCGAUUCCUCGUGAAAUCCCAGACCAAAAAGCUAAAGAGCCUGAGGAUUGGGAUGAGGAAGAAAACGGUCACUGGGAACCUCCAAUGAUCCCAAAUCCAGCUUACAAAGGUUCUUGGAAAGCAAAGAAAAUUAAGAACCCAAACUACAAGGGAAAAUGGAAGAACCCAUGGAUAGAUAAUCCAGAGUUUGAAGAUGAUCCAGAUCUUUAUGUUCUGAAGCCUAUAAGAUAUGCAGGCAUUGAAGUUUGGCAGGUGAAGGCUGGUUCAAUAUUUGACAAUAUUUUGAUCAGUGAUGACCCGGAAUAUGCAAGGAACAUGGUGGAUGACUAUUUUGCUCAGCACAGAGAGUCUGAGAAGGAGUUAUUUGCGGAAGCUGAGAAAGAAAGAAAAGCAAGAGAAGAUGAGGAAGCUCGGAUAGCACGAGAAGAAGGGGAACGUAGACGAAAGGAGAGGGGUGACCGGUAUGGACACAGAGACAGGAGGCAUCGUUACAAACGCCACCACCGACGUGAUUACAUGGACGAUUACCAUGAUGAGCUAUAAGGCGCAGUGGUGAGAAUUUGGCAAUGACAACCAAUAAAAGCAAGUUCAUGGAAGUCAGCAUUAGUAAACUAUUUGGUUGGUCUUUGUAGUUUGUAUGAUAGUAAUAUGUAUCAUUUCCUCUUGUUAUUCUUUUGGGGUAAAAACUGUAACCGUUGGAAUUUAUAUAUUCACAAUGUAUUUUGCAGUCAGAUGCGUUGGAUAUUGAUAAACAU